Molecule: messenger RNA, 1623 nt
Organism: Arachis ipaensis
Lineage: Eukaryota; Viridiplantae; Streptophyta; Magnoliopsida; Fabales; Fabaceae
Source: RefSeq, a predicted model, not a curated record
AUGAGCCCAAAUCCUUCCACAAAUCAGCCACCUCCAACCCCAACCACCUCAUGUGCCCCUGACUCCCUCUUCCACCACCACCUACUCUGCCCCUCCUCUCCUUGCCCCAUCUUCCUCCCUCUCUACCUCUGCCCUUUUCUUCUUCCUUCGUCCUUUUUUCUUUCCAUUCUUCUUCCUCGGUCCCUGCCUCCAUCACCGCCGCACAGCCGCGCCUCCGUCAGCCACCAUCAACGCCGACGACCUCCUCCUUCCUCUCGCACCAGCACCGCUUCCAGCAAUAACCCAUCCGGUGAGGCGGAUCCAAAUUCCUGCGGCGGAGACACUGUCACCGGCCAGAAUCGCAAGUUCUGUCCGCUGCCACUUACGCCGCGAUUGCAGCAGAGUUCCAAGUCCCGGUCGAGCCUGCCGCCCCUCCAGCCGCUUUCGAUAGCCCGGCGGAGCCUCGAUGAGUGGCCGCAGGCGAGCUCAGAUGACAUUGGGGAGUGGUUGCCCCCACAGCCGCCGUUGACCACCGGUGGCGCCAUGAGAGGUAACCCUGGUGAAAGGUUGAAACUUGAUCUCUCCUCAAUUCAGAUGAACAAUGAUAGGAAUUGCAAUAAUGGCAGUAAUAGUAGUGGUAAUAAUAAUAGUUGUAACAAUAAUGGUGUUAGUGGACUCUUGAAGAGGGAUAGAAUUGCAUUUUUUGAUAAGGAGUGUUCAAAGGUUGCUGAACAUGUUUACCUUGGUGGUGAUGCUGUUGCUAAGAAUAGGGAUAUAUUGAAACAGAAUGGAAUCACUCAUAUCUUGAACUGUGUUGGUUUUGUGUGCCCCGAGUAUUUUAAGGCUGAUUUUGUGUAUAGAACAUUGUGGCUUCAGGAUAGUCCUUCAGAGGAUAUUACUAGUAUCUUGUAUGAUGUGUUUGAUUACUUUGAGGAUGUUAUGGAACAAGGUGGUAGGGUGUUUGUGCACUAUUGUCAAGGUGUGUCUAGGUCUACUUCGUUGGUGAUUGCAUACCUCAUGUGGAGAGAAGGACAGAGCUUUGAUGAUGCUUUUCAGUUGGUGAAGGCUGCAAGGGGUAUUGCCGAUCCGAAUAUGGGGUUUGUUUGCCAGUUGUUGCAGUGCCAGAAGAGGGUGCAUGCAGUUCCUCUUAGUCCUACCUCUUUGCUUAGGAUGUAUAGGAAGGCUCCACACUCGCCUUAUGAUCCUUUGCAUCUCGUCCCCAAAAUGUUAACGGAUCCUUCGCCUUCCGCAUUGGACUCCAGGGGAGCUUUUUUUGUACAUAUUCCCACUGCAAUAUUUGUUUGUGAUUAGAGGAAAGUGGGCUGCUAUGAUGUUGAUUAUGAAGUUUUUCAAAAAGCUAUUGUUGGAGGUUUUGUGCCACCAUUUCCAUCAUCAGAGGAUAAACAUGAAACCCAUCUUCUUGCAAGAGAGAGUAGUUGGAGUGCCUUAAGGCGUAAAGUUUUCUCUUCUCAUAUGAAGGAGAUUGUCACAGCCCCUAAGUCAUCCCUCUCAAGGAUUUAUUCCGAUUUCAUGUUGUGUAUUCAUUCAACAAAAACUUCAUCUCCAUCCUCAUCAUCUAUAUCAUCAUCUUCGCCCUCGUAUCAUCAUCUAAUGGGAGUAAGGGAGUGAGAAAGAGAAGAAGAC